Messenger RNA from Ochotona princeps (American pika), 2329 nucleotides. RefSeq names its product kelch like family member 8 (gene KLHL8). The record is from RefSeq and is a predicted model, not a curated record. NCBI's taxonomy places the organism in Eukaryota, Metazoa, Chordata, Mammalia, Lagomorpha, Ochotonidae. Gene Ontology annotation, molecular function: protein binding. Bases 454 to 2313 code for a protein of 619 amino acids. The transcript has 10 exons.
GCUGCCGCACGCCCUCUGCCUCGUCGAGCGGACGGCCGCUCGCGCCCAUCCCGACCCCGCGCCUCAGCUCCGACUCGGAGCGCCGCCGUUGCUUGCUCGCUCCCGAGUGGCCGAGCGAACUCUACAGCUGAAAGGCUUUGGGCCCCGGCCGACCUCCUGCCCCGCCCCGCCCCGUUUCGCCGCGGCUCCUGGUGCCCGGGUUGGCGGGAGGAACUUGGCCCUGCUCCCCGCGGGGCAGCUCGCGUCUGGUUCUGUCAAGCCUCGCCGGGUCGCUCCUUGGUCGCCUCUUCUGCAGGUGCAUCGCGGGGAGCAAAUUGUACAGUGGCAGUUACGCAUGCUUUUAAAAAUGCCUAAAGUUUAUGGCUGCCUCUACCUCCUGCCUUCUCCCCAACCGUUAAGGAAUAACCCAUGUGAUGUCUGAGAAAAAAAGCACAUUUAAAAAGAGUGUUGCAAAUGGCUUCAGAAUCUGUGAAUGCAAAACAAGUGAGGGGUCACUUUACAAAGGGCAAAAGGCAGCAGCACCAGCAGACGAAGAACAGAUCCUCACUGAACGAUGGCGAUGGAGAAGACUCCUUUAUCUUCGAAGCAAAUGAAGCUUGGAAAGAUUUUCAUGGCUCGCUUCUUCGAUUUUAUGAAAAUGGAGAACUCUGUGAUGUCACACUAAAGGUUGGUUCAAAGCUCAUCUCUUGUCACAGACUGGUGUUGGCUUGUGUUAUCCCCUAUUUCAGAGCCAUGUUUCUCUCUGAAAUGGCUGAAGCGAAGCAGACGGUGAUUGAGAUCAGAGAUUUCGAUGGUGAUACGAUAGAAGACUUGGUAAAGUUUGUCUAUUCUUCCCGGCUCACCUUGACUGUUGACAAUGUCCAGCCUCUCUUAUAUGCAGCCUGCAUUCUGCAGGUUGACCUGGUGGCCAGGGCUUGUUGUGAGUACAUGAAGUUACAUUUUCAUCCGUCUAAUUGCCUAGCAGUCAGAGCCUUUGCAGAAAGUCAUAACCGCAUGGACUUAAUGGACAUGGCAGAUCAGUAUGCCUGUGAACACUUUCCUGAGGUUGUCGAGUGUGAGGACUUUGUAAGUGUGUCACCCCAGCACCUUCAAAAGCUUUUGUCCUCCAGUGACCUGAAUAUUGAGAAUGAAAAGCAGGUCUACAGUGCUGCCAUCAAGUGGCUUCUUGCCAAUCCUCAGCAUCAUUCCAAAUGGUUGGAUGAAACACUUGCACAGGUUCGUCUGCCAUUAUUGCCAGUUGACUUUCUUAUGGGUGUUGUGGCAAAAGAACAGAUUGUCAAGCAAAAUCUAAAAUGUAGAGAUUUAUUGGAUGAAGCAAGAAAUUACCACCUUCAUUUGAGUAGCAGAGCAGUGCCUGACUUUGAAUACUCCAUUCGGACCACCCCAAGGAAGCAUACUGCCGGUGUGCUGUUUUGUGUAGGUGGUCGAGGUGGGUCUGGUGACCCCUUUCGUAGUAUUGAGUGCUACUCUAUCCACAAAAACAGCUGGUUCUUUGGUCCAGAAAUGAAUAGCCGAAGACGACAUGUGGGUGUAAUCUCUGUGGAAGGUAAAGUGUAUGCAGUAGGCGGACAUGAUGGAAAUGAACAUUUAGGUAGCAUGGAAAUGUUUGAUCCUCUCACUAAUAAAUGGAUGAUGAAGGCAUCAAUGAACACAAAGAGGCGGGGAAUUGCCUUGGCCUCCUUAGGAGGCCCAAUUUAUGCAAUUGGAGGGUUGGAUGAUAACACCUGCUUCAGCGAUGUGGAGAGAUAUGACAUAGAAUCGGAUCAGUGGAGUGCAGUGGCCCCAAUGAACACACCCCGUGGAGGAGUUGGCUCUGUGGCUCUAGUGAACCAUGUUUAUGCAGUAGGUGGCAAUGACGGAGUGGCUUCUUUGUCUAGUGUAGAGAGGUAUGACCCACAUCUCGACAAGUGGAUAGAAGUUAAAGAAAUGGGUCAGCGAAGAGCAGGCAACGGAGUCAGUGAGCUUCAUGGUUGCUUGUAUGUCGUCGGUGGUUUUGAUGAUAAUUCUCCUCUGAGUUCAGUUGAGCGGUAUGACCCUCGAAGCAACAAGUGGGAUUACGUUGCUGCGCUUACCACUCCCAGAGGCGGAGUGGGCAUCGCCACAGUGAUGGGCAAAAUCUUUGCCGUGGGUGGUCAUAAUGGCAAUGCAUAUUUAAAUACAGUAGAAGCAUAUGAUCCACUGCUGAAUAGGUGGGAGCUGGUGGGCUCCGUGGCACACUGCAGAGCUGGAGCAGGUGUCGCUGUGUGUGCGUGCUUAACCAGCCAGAUCCGAGACGUGGGCCAUGGCUCCAGCAACGUGGUUGACUGUAUGUAACUUGAGUCCCAGGCAU